This is a messenger RNA of Parascedosporium putredinis, 978 nucleotides long. Lineage: Eukaryota; Fungi; Ascomycota; Sordariomycetes; Microascales; Microascaceae. The record is from the annotation of a GenBank genome assembly.
AUGGCCACCCGGACUCUCGAGGCUCGCUUUGACAACCUCACUGUCAAUGACGAGAAUGAUGCUCACGGUGAAUCCAAAUAUGGCAAGCUGCUUGCUUCUACGAGUCGGCCGACUCUCGUCAAGCCCUUGCCCACAUCCGCCCGGCCAUCCGCCGAGGCCGAGCUCGAGAGACGAUCCGCGGCCGCCCUGAUCGAGCAGCCUUCCAUCCCCAAGCAGUUCCAUCUCGGCAUGUUUGAGAUUGGCCGGCCUCUAGGCAAGGGAAAAUUUGGCCGCGUCUAUCUUGCCAAGGAGCGUACGAGCGGCUUCAUCUGCGCUCUCAAGGUGCUGCACAAGAACGAGCUGCAGCACGGCCGCGUCGAGAAGCAGGUCCGUCGCGAGAUUGAGAUCCAGAGUAAUCUGCGCCACCCCAACAUUCUCCAGCUAUACGGCCACUUCCACGACAGCAAGCGUCACCUGCGCCGCGAGAACCGGUUCCCCGAGUGGAAGGCCGCCCACUACAUCGCCCAGAUGGCCUCUGCCCUACGCUACCUCCACCGCAAACACGUCAUCCACCGAGACAUCAAGCCCGAGAACAUCCUCGUCGGAAUUCACGGCGAGAUCAAGAUCUCUGAUUUUGGUUGGAGCGUCCACGCCCCCAACAGUCGUCGCCAGACCAUGUGCGGCACCCUGGAUUACCUCCCGCCCGAGAUGAUUAAGCCUGGCAGCUCCGACAACUCGUACAAUGAAAAGGUUGACCUGUGGAGCUUGGGAGUCCUCACGUACGAGUUCCUGGUCGGCGAGGCGCCGUUCGAAGACUCUCAGGUCAUGACGCAGAGGAGGAUUGUGAGGUGUGAUAUGUCGAUCCCCUCCUUUGUUAGUCCGGAGGCGAGGGACCUCAUUAAGAAACUCCUCGUUUUGGACCCGGAGAAGCGGAUUCCUCUUGACCAGGUUCAGACGCAUCCCUGGAUCGUCAAGCACUGCACGAAGCCUCACGAGUAG